UGUUAUUACAGUUCAUCUCAGUACAAAAAGAAAACCCAGGUUAUCCCUUUCAGUAUUGGACUUAAAAAAAAAAAAAAAAAAUGGAUACAUGGAAGGCGCGUUUCGCCAAGGGAUUGGAGGUGUGGAAAGCAAAUGAUACCGUUUCAGAUGGAGAAAGUUCCAGUAGUAGUCUUCGUAGUAAUAGUGCUAUUGCUGUUGACAAUGGAAAUGAAAAAGCGACGGAGAAAAACCCUAGCUGUAGUGGUGAUGUUGUCGGUCAGCCUCCUGGUGAUGAUUGUUGCCCUAUUUGUUUUGGUACCUUUACUAUUCCUUGUAAAUCCAUAUGCGGCCACUGGUAUUGCGAAAUUGCAAUUCAAGAAAAGAUAAUUCUUGUGGCAGGGAGUUGUAUUCUGCAGUAUUGGAAUUAUUCAGCAGCAUCGAAGCCUUGCAAGUGUCCUAUGUGCGCCUCCAGAAUUACUAAGCUUACACCAGAGGCAUCCUUAUAUAGCCAGCACCAAGAUCAGGACGUUACUAAAGUUUUGGAAAAUGUUGAUAGGUAUAACCGACUUUUCAUUGGCGGUGCCCUUGGACUUGUUCAGAAAGUGCGGGAAUCACCAUUGUUUAUCAAGAGAAUGUUUCUACAAAUGAUGGAUCCUGAUAGACCUUACUCUUACCUUCACGAAAUACGCCUUUUUGCAAUGAUGCUCAGUGUCUUAUAUGCUGCCACUCCAUUCAACUUUAUUCCUACUGGAGGUUUGGGAAUUGUUAGAUUGUUUGAUUAUGUUGCUAUUGCUCUUGUUCUUGUCCUGCGUUUGGUUGGCAUCUACCGCAGACGAAGACUUGCCCAGCGUGUCAGGCAUCUGGCUGCCACUCAACCUUUAGGCGAGUUUCCAUUAGAUGAGUGAAGUAGGAAUUUGACAUGCACCUGGACGGACUGGAUAGUCUCAGUAUAUGAAGCAGAAGGUUAUUAACAGUGUUGUAUAUAGUUUUGCAGGAUGGAGUUGAAAUGAUCUGGUUUCUUAGACGAAUCUCUUGAUGCUGAUGUGUUUUUAAAGUAGUGGAUAUUGCAACUACCUUUGUAUAUAGAAAUGAAAUACUCGUAGGAAGUUUGUUGUAACCUCGACCAUCUAUCUGUACAUAACAAGAAUGCAAGUUCAACCAAAUGAAUUUUCCCAUAGUGUUGAAGGUUCAAAGUUC
Molecule: messenger RNA, 1176 nt
Organism: Ricinus communis (castor bean)
Lineage: Eukaryota; Viridiplantae; Streptophyta; Magnoliopsida; Malpighiales; Euphorbiaceae
Product: E3 ubiquitin-protein ligase RNF170
Exons: 5
Coding region: 81-884 (267 amino acids)
Molecular function (GO): ubiquitin protein ligase activity
Source: RefSeq, a predicted model, not a curated record